UUGUUCUUUUCGUCGGAGCAAAUGGAAUCGUUCGGCGACUUGGACAUUUAACUACGCAUUAUGUCGCAGAAGACGAAUAUAAAAAGUGAAAUGUUAUUUUCACUCCAUACCUUGAUACCGUGAUUGUGUUCGUUUUCGUAUAAGCUUCGUGCAGUUUAGCUUCACUUCUCAUCAUCGGUUAUCAAUUUCUAACCUGGUUUUGAAAGCUACUUUGUAAAGUCGCAACGACCACUUUCCCGAAGUGUUAGUAGUGCGGAAAUGCCGUUUGUGUAGUUUAUUCAUUUUUGCGGAUGGUGUCGGAGCUGAAGUCAAGCUGGUUGUGAAGGUGUUCGACCUGCUCCCCUCGCCCCCAGACGGAGUCACCAUGGCUGCGGGCGUAGCGGCCUGGCUCCCCUUCGCCCGGGCAGCGGCUAUCGGCUGGAUGCCCGUGGCCAAUCUGCCUAUGCCCAUCGCACCAACCGACAAGAACAAGCGUCAGGACGAGCUCAUUGUGCUCAACGUCAGCGGGCGGCGCUUCCAGACGUGGCGGAACACGCUGGACCGUUAUCCUGACACGCUCCUCGGCAGCUCAGAGAAAGAGUUCUUCUACAAUGAGGAGACCCGUGAGUACUUCUUCGACCGUGACCCAGACGUAUUCCGGAGCAUCCUUAACUUCUACCGUACGGGCAAGCUGCACUACCCACGCUAUGAGUGCAUCUCGGCAUACGAUGAGGAGCUGGCCUUCUUUGGGAUCAUCCCGGAGAUCAUCAGCGACUGCUGCUACGAAGAGUACAAGGACCGCAAGAGGGAGAAUGCCGAGCGACUGAUGGACGACCUGGAGGACUCCAAGGACAGCAAGCUGCCCAACAUGACCUUCCGCGAGACCAUGUGGCGUGCCUUUGAGAAUCCUCACACGAGCACCAUGGCACUGGUGUUCUACUACGUCACGGGCUUCUUCAUUGCCGUGUCCGUCAUCACCAACGUGGUGGAGACGGUGCCGUGCGGCUCCACCCCUAACCAGCGGGAUGUGCCGUGCGGCGAGCGCUACACAGUGGCAUUCUUCUGCAUGGACACGGCAUGCGUGAUGAUCUUCACCGUGGAGUACCUGAUGCGGCUGUUCGCCGCACCCAGCCGCUACCGCUUCAUGCGCUCGGUGAUGAGCAUCAUCGACGUGGUGGCUAUCCUGCCAUACUACAUCGGCCUGGUCAUGACGGACAAUGAGGACGUGAGCGGCGCCUUCGUCACGCUGCGCGUCUUCCGCGUCUUCCGCAUCUUCAAGUUCUCGCGCCACUCGCAGGGCCUGCGCAUCCUGGGCUACACGCUGAAGAGCUGCGCCUCAGAGCUGGGCUUCCUCCUCUUCUCCCUCACCAUGGCCAUCAUCAUCUUCGCCACCGUCAUGUUCUACGCAGAGAAAGGCUCCAGCUCCAGCAAGUUUACCAGCAUCCCAGCCUCCUUCUGGUACACCAUCGUCACCAUGACAACGCUGGGGUAUGGAGACAUGGUCCCUAAGACAAUAGCAGGGAAGAUCUUUGGCUCGAUCUGUUCUCUAAGUGGCGUGCUGGUGAUUGCGUUGCCUGUUCCAGUCAUCGUCUCCAACUUCAGCCGCAUUUACCACCAGAACCAAAGAGCAGACAAGCGCCGUGCACAGAAGGUGCAGAAAGCGCGACUGGCCAGAAUGAGGAUCUCUAAGACGGGCAGCUCAAACGCCUUUCUACACAGCAAACGCAACGGCAUGCUCAACCAAGCCCUGGAGCUAACGCAACUACCUUUCAGGAUGAAACUUUCAGAUGAGGGCUCCACAGGUGAAGAUCGACAUCUGAAUAAGACAACAUCACUAAUAGAGAGCCAACACCACCACCUACUGCACUGCCUGGAGAAAACCACGAAUCAUGAGUUUGUGGAUGAGCAGCUGUUUGAGCAGAGUUAUCUGGAGAGCGCUCUGCAGAGUUUGCCUUCACGGAGCCCCUCCCUGUCCAGCCAGGAGGGCAUCACGGGCACCUGCUGUUCCCGACGAGCCAAGAGGGGCAGCCGGCCCUCUAGCGAAGCACACAAACCCUCUCACAUGCACCCACACACACACAAUCUCCAGGAGCUCAGUGCCAUACAUAUCCAGUGUGGAGAGCAGCGGACUCUCAACACCAGUAGGUCCAGCCUUAAUAUGAGGCCAGAUGAAUCAGGAGGUCUGAACUGUAAGAGCAGCAGUCAGGUUACCACGGCAAUCAUCAGCAUUCCCACCCCACCCACCAACAACUCCCCCACCAGCCCCGAAGCCCCACCCAACCUUGCCUCCAACUCCAGCGCUGGUGUGGUAAAGGUCUCCGCGCUGUGACAGACAUUGCCAGAGAGCCCACCGAAUGGCAGGAAAGAGGGACAGGGAGGAGCACUCAGGAAGCGAAAACUGUGGAGUAGCCUUCCCCCUAGUGGGAGAAGGACAGCACAGACUCAGACUCCUGAACAAUGAAAAUCAAGGAGAGAGGGCUGGUAUCAGAGAAUGAUGGAAGGAGGUGUGUGUGUGUCUGUGUGUGUGUGAGAGAGAGAGAAAGAAAGAGAGAGAGAGAGAGAGAGGGAUAAAGAGCGAGAGAGGUAUUAUGAUAGCAGAAGAGCCAUAAGAACUUCAUCAAUCUGUUGUGAGGUUGAUUAGACGAGGAUGUCAAGAGUCACUCUGCAUCAAGCACUUUUUGUUUUCUUUAGUCUCUGUUGUCCUCUACUGUGUCGCAUUCUUCCUUUUUAAUCCAAUAUAGGGUGUCUGAUAUUCACCACAGUACAUAUAUUAGUUUAUUAUUUGGCAGGAAUAUUCAAGGUUUGUUUUUCAAUUAAGAUGGAAGCUAAUUAAGACUUCAGAAGCAUAGUAUAAUUUCUUUCCAUUUGU
Messenger RNA from Electrophorus electricus (electric eel), 2848 nucleotides. It is a transcript of the gene kcnd3, whose product is annotated as potassium voltage-gated channel, Shal-related subfamily, member 3. Gene Ontology annotation, molecular function: protein binding; A-type (transient outward) potassium channel activity. Gene Ontology annotation, cellular component: voltage-gated potassium channel complex; neuronal cell body; dendritic spine. Gene Ontology annotation, biological process: protein homooligomerization; potassium ion export across plasma membrane; action potential. Lineage: Eukaryota; Metazoa; Chordata; Actinopteri; Gymnotiformes; Gymnotidae. The record is from RefSeq and is a predicted model, not a curated record.